UAAGGAUUCCCUUUUCGCAGCUCUAGCGUAGUUGUCACCUGGAUUCAGUGCCUUGCCUGGAAACUUCCACAUGCCAGGAGUGUGGCAAAAAAAAAAAAAAAAAAAGGAAAAUGCUUCUUACCUUUGCUUUCUUUAGCCAUUUUCAAAAUGUCCCUUAGAUAUUUUUGCGCCCAAUUUCCGUGCAGAUCCUCCAGGUGGAUCUUGGUAUGCCUCCUGGAAACAGGAACUACACAACCCAGAAUGCCUUGCGUCAGGGGAAAAGCGGUUCCGUUCGGGCCCAAAGGGUCGGGCGGUACUUCCUGUUCCGCAGCCAAGCUGCCAUGUUAACCAGUCUGGGUCUGGUCCGCCUCCGAGCCGCUCCCUUGGGGCUGAGUUGACCGGACAGGGACGGUCCGGAAGGAGCCACUGACCCCGCGGCAGAGGCGGGCCUGAGACUCGGCGACGCCGCCCGCGUGCCCCGGACCAGGCCCGGGAUAGAGACCGCCGUGCCCGCGCCCCUCCUCGCCCGCUGCUCCCGGCCCCGCUCCGCCCGCAGAGCCCGAUGGCGGCGGCCGCGCUGAGGGACUCGCCUCAGGGCACUGUGACUUUUGAAGACGUGGCCGUGAACUUUUCCUGGGAGGAAUGGGGUCUCCUUGAUGAGGCUCAGAGACGCCUGUACCAUGAUGUGAUGCUGGAGAACUUGGCACUUAUAACCUCUCUGGGUUGUUGGUGUGGAGCAGAGGAUGAGGAAGCACUUUCUGAGCGAAGUAUUUCUGUUCAAGGAGGGUCACAGAUCAGGACUGUUAAGGCAGCUUUGUCUACCCAGAAGGCCAACCCCUAUGAGAUUUGUGGCCCAGUCUUGAGUGACACUUUUCACUUGGCUGAGUACAAGGGAACACAUUGUGGGCAGAAACUACUCAUGUGUGGGGCAUGUGAGAAACCACUCUAUUUCAGAGCACACUGCCAUCAGGAUCAAAAGCAGCACAUUGGAGAGAAACCAUUAAGAAGUGAUGUGAGGAGAGCCUUGUUUGUGAACAGUUCCAAAUUCCGUGUAUCAGGAAAGCCCUUUUCCUUUGGGGGUGUUGGGAAGGACUUCCUGGGCAACUCAGAAUUUCUUCACCAACAGGCCCCACCCACCUGGGAGAAGUCAAAUUGUGGAACCAAGAGUGAGGCCACCUUUCCAAGGGAAAACAAUCAUUAUAAAUGGGGAGACAGCACAAAAACUUUGAGCUGCAAACACACACUUGUUCAGCACCAGAGAGUCCUCACUAGAGGAGGAUGUUACAUGUGCAGCGAAUGUGGGAAAUCAUUUAGCAAAAGCUCCCACCUCAUUAGACAUCAGAGUGUUCACACUGGAGAAAAGCCUUAUGAGUGCAGUGAAUGUGGGAAAUCUUUUAGUCAAAGUUCAAACCUCAUUCAGCAUCAUAGAGUUCACACUGGAGAAAGGCCUUAUGAGUGCAGUGAAUGUGGGAAAGCCUUUAUCCAAAGAUCACAUCUCAUUCAACAUUGGAAAGUUCAUACUAGAGAAAGGUCUUUUGAGUGUAAAGAGUGUGGGAAAUCUUUUACCAAGAGCUACAGCCUCAUUCACCAUCAGAGUGUUCAUACUGGGAAAAAGCCUUAUGAAUGUAGUGAAUGUGGGAAGUCAUUUUCCCAAAACUCUGUGCUCCUUCGGCAUCAGAGGGUUCACACUAGAGAAAGUCCUUUUGUGUGCAGUGAAUGUAGGAAGUCUUUUCGCCAAAGCUCUGCACUCCUUCAGCAUCGGAGAGUUCAUACUGGAGAAAGGCCCUAUGAAUGUGGUGAAUGUGGGAAAUCCUUUAGAUAUAUCUCAAACCUCAUUACCCAUCGGAGAGUUCACACCGGAGAAAGGCCUUAUGAAUGUAAGGAAUGUCGAAAAUCCUUUAAGAAAAGCUCUUCACUACAUCAACACCAGAGAGUUCACACUGGAAAAAGACCUUAUGAAUGCAGCAAAUGUGGGAAAUCAUUUCGCCAAAAUGUUGUGCUUCUUCAACAUCAGAGAGUUCAUACUGGAGAAAGGCCUUACCAGUGUGGUGAAUGUGAGAAAUCAUUUAGAUAUAUCUCCAACCUGACGACUCAUCGGAGAGUUCACACUGGGGAAAAGCCUUAUGAGUGUAAUGAGUGUGGAAAAUCCUUCAGUCAAAGCUCUAACUUCAUCACACAUCAGAGGAUUCACACUGGGAAAAGACCUUACAAUUAGGGAGAUAUACUGAACUCUUUAUCUACAGGUUUAGUCUCUUAAAACACCAGACUAUUUACUGCAUCAAGGCCUUAGGUGAUGAAUGCGUUAAGGCCAUUAGCCCAGUGUCUUUACUCUUUGGAUACCACACAUUUCUUUUCUUUUUUUUUUUUUGUCUUUUUGCCAUUU
Phacochoerus africanus (Common warthog) is the source of this 2362-nucleotide messenger RNA. Its product is annotated as zinc finger protein 256-like. NCBI's taxonomy places the organism in Eukaryota, Metazoa, Chordata, Mammalia, Artiodactyla, Suidae. The transcript has 3 exons. The record is from RefSeq and is a predicted model, not a curated record. Gene Ontology annotation, biological process: negative regulation of transcription by RNA polymerase II. Gene Ontology annotation, molecular function: DNA-binding transcription repressor activity, RNA polymerase II-specific. Bases 542 to 2194 code for a protein of 550 amino acids.